Molecule: messenger RNA, 3816 nt
Organism: Maudiozyma barnettii
Lineage: Eukaryota; Fungi; Ascomycota; Saccharomycetes; Saccharomycetales; Saccharomycetaceae
Gene: STE6
Product: ATP-binding cassette a-factor transporter STE6
Exons: 1
Coding region: 1-3816 (1271 amino acids)
Biological process (GO): transmembrane transport
Cellular component (GO): membrane
Molecular function (GO): ATP hydrolysis activity; ATP binding; ABC-type oligopeptide transporter activity
Source: RefSeq, a predicted model, not a curated record
AUGUGGUUUCCAAUCAAGCACCGUAUUCACAUAUAUGUUAAUAUUAUUCCUUCCAAAGAUACAUAUAUUAUUCUCUUAAUAAUUUUUUCUACAGUUGCAAAUGGAUUAGUACCAGCAAUCACAUCAAUAUUAACAGGUAGAAUAUUCGAUCUAUUAACAAAUAUAUCUGAAUUUAAAUUACCAAAAUUAGUAUUUAAGGAACUUACAAAACGUUCAAUGUCGAUAAUGGCGUUAGGUGCUGCUAGUCUACCAGUGAUGUGGCUAUCAAUAUCUUGUUGGAUGUGGAUUGGAGAAAUUCAAAGCUCCAGACUUAGGAAGAGACUUCUAAUUUCCUACAUUAAUAAGCCUACAGAAUGGUACGAUAAAAAUGAAAACCUUUUGGGUGAUUUUGUUCAAUUAAACAGAUGUAUUGAAGAAGUCAGAUCAAGUUCAGCAGAAGCAUCAGCGAUCACAUUCCAAAAUAUGGUAGCUAUUAUAUCUUUGAUCGGUGUAUCGUUUUAUUAUUCAUGGUCUUUAACUUUAAUUAUAUUGUGCAGUACACCUAUUAUUGUAGCUUUGGCAGUGAUUUUCUCAAGGUUAAUUAACAAGUAUACUCAAUUGGAAAAUACAGAAAGUUCCAAGGCAGCUCAAGAAAUAUCGUUUGUAAUGAGGGCAGCACAAUUAGUAAAACUCUAUGGAACUAAGAAUGAGGAACAAUAUAAAUUCAUGCAUCUUACACAACUUUGUAACACAUAUUUCAUACACGCAUCUCUUUUCGUCGCAGCAAAUGCAGCUAUUCUUCGAUUUUUGACGUUAUGUAUGUUCAUACAAGGAUUUUGGUUUGGUGCAACAAUGGUGAGAAAAGGAAAAUUAAAUAUUGCAGAUGUUAUCACAUGUUUUCAUUCAUGCCUAAUGUUAGGAUCAACUUUGAGCAAUACAUUUCAUCAGAUUGUUCUUUUACAAAAAGGUGAUGUUGCAAUAAAGAAAUUAGAAGGAGCUCUAAAAUCGAAGAACAAUAUAGAAACAGUGACCAAUAAAGCUGGCACCCUUCAUUUAUCAUUCCCGGAUGCCUCGAUCAUUUUUAAAAGUGUAAAUUUUACUUACCCAAGCCGACCAGAAAAUAGAAUACUAAACAACUUAUCACUGACGUUCAAAGCGCAUGAAACAACAUUUAUCGUUGGUAAAUCCGGUUCUGGUAAAUCAACACUUUCAAAUAUACUCCUAAGGUUAUAUAAUUUGGAAAGUGGUUCAAUUUUAAUCGAUAAUUUAAAUAUCAAUUUAAUUGAACGGGAUGAAUUAUUUGGUCAUAUUACCAUAGUCGAGCAACGUUGCACAUUAUUCAACGAUACGAUUAGAAAUAAUAUUCUAUUAGGUUCACCAGACUUCAAGGAAGAAUCAGAAAAUAAUCAAUUAUGUUCAACUUUAAAGAAAGCUAUUGACUUUUCUCUUCUAAAUGAAUUUAUCCAGACUUUACCGAAAGGAUUAGAGACCAAGAUCGGAAGUGAAGGGAUCACAUUAAGUGGAGGUCAACAACAAAGAGUUGCUCUAGCAAGAGCUUAUAUGAGAGAUACACCAGUUUUAAUUUUGGACGAAGCUGUCUCAGCCUUAGAUAUUUCACAUAAAACAACACUAAUGAAGUCCAUUAGGAGUUGGAGACACAACAAGACUACAGUUAUUCUAUCUCAUCACCUCGCCGAUAUAGGGGAUGAUGAUUAUGUCUAUGUAAUGAACGAAGGUUUGGUUGCGCAAGAAGGUUCCAAACAUGAUUUGAUGAACAGUAGAUCAGGCCAGUUUUAUAUUAUGAAUGAAGUCCAAAACCAGUAUAAAAUGCCAAUAUCUGAAAAUAAUAACUUGGUAUCUCAAGGCUUCCCAUCUGCCAUGAGCUAUACAGAGGAGUCAAUUAUUCUUAAUACAUCAACCCCAUUGACUACAUCUGAGAAGUCUUCAAUAUUUCAUGAGAAACUGUCUAAGAAUCACACAUCACUCGAAGAAUACGAAUUAGAACAAAACGAACCAGCGUAUAUAAGUAAUGAUAGGAGAAGACUUGGAGAUGAAGAAGCAUUAGAUAAAAGGCAAAUCCUUCCAUUAAAAAUAAUUAUAUUUCAAAUGAUCAAAACCAUUCGAAACAAGAAAUUGCUAUUUGGAGGUAUAAUGGCUUCCCUUUUAGCAGGGGCAACAAAUCCCAUCUUUUCUUACACUUUUAGCUAUCUUUUGAAUGGGAUAGUCCCUGGCUCCCAGAAUGACCAAUAUUAUUUACUGAAAUGGUCAUUUAUUGUCCUAGGUGUGACUAUUGCCGAUGGUAUUUUUAAUUUUUUGAAGUCUUUUAUUUUGGGUUAUUGUAGUGAGAAUUGGAUAAUGGAUAUCAGAAAUGAUACGAUGGAAUCUAUCAUCCAUAAAAAUAUAUAUUGGUAUUCACUCGAUUCUAACAAACCUUCUGAAAUAUCUGCCCUUUUGAUGAAUGAUCUAAGAGAUUUACGUUCAUUAGUCUCGGAAUUUCUAAGUGCAAUGUCAACUUUUCUGAUAGUUUCAUUAUUUGGUCUUAUUUGGGCGUUAGUUUCUGGUUGGAAAUUAAGUUUGGUUUGUCUUUCAAUGUUUCCCCUCAUUGUAAUAUUUUCUAGUUUAUAUGGUGGAUCAUUGCAACAGUAUGAGACCAACUAUAAAAGUUCUGUUGCCAAAUUGGAGAAUGAUCAAUCAGAGGUCUUAUUAGGUAUUAAAACAAUCAGAUAUUUAAAACUUCAAAGUCAUUUCUUAAACAACCAACGCUGCAAUCAAGUUAAUAUGAGACAAAUUGCAAAAGGUCGUACAAUUGUAACUGGUAUGGGUAUUGCUAUUACUAACACAUUAACGAUGUGUAUCCAAGCCAUCCUGUAUUAUUAUGGAUUGAAAUUGGUCCUAAUUGGUGAAUACUCUUCCAAGAGAAUGUUUCAAACAUUCACAUUAUUACUUUUCACUAUUAUGACAUGUACCAGUUUAAUAAGCCAGAUUCCAGAUAUUGCGCGAGGUCAAAGAGGGGCAAGUUGGAUCGAUAGAAUUCUCAAAGAGGAUAAAAUGUGGAGUGAGGACGUUAAUUAUGAAGGACGUAUUGCCAAGAUUGGCGAUAUAGAUAGUAACAUAUUAGUGAAAAUUAAUAACUUAAAUUACUUUUAUCCCUCAGCACCCGGUGUUACAAUUUUCAAUAAUCUAAACCUCGAACUAGCUAACAAUAAAAGCUUUGCAAUAGUUGGAGAAUCUGGUGCAGGUAAAUCAACUUUGGCCUUACUAUUAACAAAACUUUAUAAAGUCCCGAAUGGGUGCAUAUUCCUCGAUCAAACGGAUAUUAAUGAUUGGAAUUUGGUAUCCCUUAGGUCCCAUAUUGCAAUGGUAGAACAGACACCGGUAUUAAUUGAUGAUUCCCUGAAAAACAAUUUAAUGUACGGCAACCAUAAUGCUAUGGUCACCGAUCAGGAAUUGCAUGAUAUUUUAAAGUUUGUUGGUAUAUCUGAAAUAUUGGAAAAACUUCCUAAAGGCUUGGAUAGUAGAAUAUCUACGGACUUGGUUUCUGGUGGUCAAGCACAAAGAUUAUGUCUUGCAAGGGCUAUCUUAAGGAAACCAAAAAUCUUGAUUUUAGAUGAAAGUACUUCAGCAUUAGAUGCUAAGAGCUCAGAAAAGAUAAGACAGAUUGUUAAACAGGGUUUAGCGGGUACGCUAAUAAUUUCUAUUACACAUAAUAAGCCUAUGAUGGAAUGUUGUGAUCAAAUCAUUGUUCUAAAGGAUGGAAUGGUGAAAGAGCAAGGUCCAUACCGUGAUUUAAAUGUUAUGGGUUCAGAGUUUUUCCGCAUUACAUCAGAUCUAGCUUAA